This is a messenger RNA of Mustela lutreola (European mink), 6290 nucleotides long. It is a transcript of the gene PLEKHM1, whose product is annotated as pleckstrin homology and RUN domain containing M1. The transcript is spliced from 12 exons. The record is from RefSeq and is a predicted model, not a curated record. NCBI's taxonomy places the organism in Eukaryota, Metazoa, Chordata, Mammalia, Carnivora, Mustelidae. The coding region runs from base 294 to 3605 and encodes 1103 amino acids.
GCGAGAGUCGUUUCCUGUUGUCAGUGGCGGAGAGGCCGCAGCGUCGGGUCGGAAGCUGAGAGGCUGCUGCGGCCAGGAGUGCUCCUCGCCACCUCCCCGCUCCCUCUGCCAGGUGCAGGAUCGGAUUCAGGCUGUAGAGACCGAGGCUGUCACGGAUGGCGGGGAAGUCUCCAAGAAGAGGAGGUUGCUGUUUACUGGUGAAUGGAGUAUUUCGAAAGCGGUGAAGCCAGGUCAUCCAUUUCUUCUUUUAAUGUGUCAUGUGAUUCUCCGAGGGAGCUGCUGUGUGAGUGGAAAUGCUCUCAGUGGUGGAGAAUGGACUGGAUCCCCGGGCUGCCAUCCCGGUGAUCAAGAAGAAGCUGGUGGGAUCGGUGAAGGCGCUGCAGAAGCAGUACGUGUCCUCAGACACGGCAGUCACUAGCGAAGACGGAGAUGCCAAUGCCAUGUGCAGCGCCCUGGAGGCCGUAUUUAUCCACGGCCUGCACGCCAAGCACAUCCGAGUCGAGGCCGGAGGGAAAAGGAAGAAAAGCGCCCACCAGAAGCCUCUUCCUCAGCCCGUCUUCUGGCCCCUCCUGAAAGCUGUCACUCACAAACACAUCAUCUCGGAGCUGGAGCACCUGAUCUUUGUGAGCACAGACGUGGGCCGCUGCCGGGCCUGGCUGCGACUGGCCCUCAAUGACGGCCUGAUGGAGUGCUACCUGAAGCUGCUCCUCCAGGAGCCGGCCCACCUGUGCGAGUACUACCAGCCCACAGCGCUGCUUCGAGACGCCGAGGAGGGGGAGUUCCUCCUCAGCUUCCUGCAGGGACUGACAUCCUUGUCCUUCGAGCUCUCCUACAAGUCUGCCAUCCUAAACGAGUGGACGCUUACCCCGCUGGCUCUCUCUGGGCUUUGUCCGCUCUCUGAUCUUGACCCCCUCACUACCUCUGGGACAGAACUACAGCGGAAAGAGUCUCUGGAUUCAAUUUCCCAUUCCUCAGGCUCGGAGGACAUCGAAGUCCAGCACUCAGGACACAAGAUCCGACGGAACAGGAAGCUCACAGCCUCCUCUCUCAGCCUGGACACGGCCAGUUCGUCCCAGCUGUCUUGCAGCCUAAACUCUGAUAGCUGCCUACUCCAAGAGAACGGCUCCAAGAGUCCAGAACGUUCUGAGGAGCCUAUGUCCUACGACUCAGACGUGGGGACAGCAAAUGCUGAGGAUUCAGACCUGUCUCUUCAAGAGGUGCUGUCGGAAUUCAGCAAAGCCCAGGUGAACUCUGUGCCAACCAACGGACUGGGCGGACUCGGUGGAGAAGCAGAGAUUCCCACUGGGCGGGCCUCACUCUCCUUCCCUGGCCCGGAGGCCAGCAUCCCGUCUGAUGGGCCCGCAGAGCCCCUCCCGGCGCAGGCGUCCCCUAUGGCUUUGGAUGGGCAUCACAAGCAGCAGCCCCCUGCCUGCGCCUCUGGCGCCCUGGGCCUGCCGCUGUUGGGCACUGCCCAAGCUGUCCCUCUGGGAAGUGCUUUGGGCCAGCAGCCUGGCAGUCCCAUGAGAGUGCCGGCCCAAGCGCUGGCCCAGGGGAGUGGCCAGCAGAAGCCCCCGGAGGAUGACGGAGCUGCGUGGAGCCUUGGGGUGUCCUCACCCACCAGUCCGAAAAGCAAGAGCUGGAUCUCCGAGGAUGACUUCUACCGGCCUCCCCAGGAGCCACCCCCAGAGAGCCCCUCAGAACGCUCCGUGGCUUCUUCUGGAGGGACACCAGAGUCGAGGCCCAGUCUCCUCCGGCAUUUUUCUCAAGGACCAAGAAAAAGCUUCUCCACGGGGGCCUUAGACAAAGCAUGCGUGCCUUCCCCGGGCAGCAGGAAGAGCAGGACAGCCGUGGCACAGGAGCAUAAGAACUUCCGGGUGGUGCACCGCCGGCAGAUGGGACUGUCCAACCCGUUCCGGGGUCUCAUGAAGCUGGGCACCGUGGAGCGGCGGGGGGCCAUGGGCAUUUGGAAGGAGCUCUUCUGCGAGCUCUCCCCCCUGGAGUUCCGCCUCUACCUGAACACCGAGGAGCGCGUCUGCGUGGAGACAUGCUCACUGCUGCGCUGCGAGUCUGUGGGGCCGGCGCACAGCGAUGGCCGAUUCGAGCUGGUCUUCUCCGGCAGGAAGCUGGCCCUGCGGGCAUCCUCCCAGGAUGAGGCCGAGGACUGGCUGGACCGUGUGCGGGAGGCCCUGCAGAAGUGCCGGCCACAGCAGGAGGAUGAGUGGGUGAAUAUCCAGUACCCCGAGCCACCUGAGGACCCCCCGGGUGCCCCCCAGGGCGGCCUCCCCUCCCACCCAGACCUGCUCCCUGAGCCUGAAACCCUCCAGGCCACACAGUUCUGUUGGUCCUCUGCCCAAGAUCCUGAGCCAGAUGCUAUCAAAGAAUCCCUUCUAUACCUGUACACGGAUAGGACCUGGAUGCCCUAUAUUUUUUCCCUCUCCUUGGAGUCUCUGAAAUGCUUCCGAGUGAGAAACAACGAGAAGAUGUUAAGUGACAGCCAUGGAAUUGAGACCAUCCGAGACAUCUUGCCAGACACGAGUCUUGGGGGCCCCUCCUUCUUCAAAAUCAUCACGGCCAAAGCCGUCCUGAAGCUGCAGGCCGGGAGCGCCGAGGAGGCCGCCCUGUGGAGGGAUCUGGUGCGCAAGGUCCUGGCGUCCUACCUGGAGACGGCUGAGGAGGCCGUGACCCUGGGUGGGAGUCUGGACGAAAACUGUCAGGAGGUGCUGAAGUUCGCCACGCGGGAAAACGGCUUCCUCCUGCAGUACCUCGUGGCCAUUCCCACGGAGAAAGGCCUGGACUCCCAGGGCUGCUUCUGCGCAGGCUGCUCCCGACAGAUUGGCUUCUCAUUCGUACGACCCAAGCUUUGUGCCUUCUCUGGCCUCUAUUACUGUGACAUCUGCCACCAAGACGAUGCCUCGGUGAUUCCGGCCAGGAUCAUCCACAACUGGGACCUCACCAAGCGCCCGAUCUGCCGGCAGGCCCUGCGGUUCCUGACGCAGAUCCGGGCCCAGCCCCUCAUCAACCUGCAGCUGGUGAACGCCUCGCUGUACGAGCACGUGGAGCAGAUGCGCCUCGUCCGGAGCUGCCGGGAGCAGCUGAAGCUGCUGGGGGAUUACCUGGGCCUGUGCCGAAGCGGGGCCCUGAAGGAGCUAAGCAAGAGGCUCAACCACAGGAAUUACCUCUUGGAGUCGCCCCACAAGUACAGUGUCGCUGACCUCCAGCAGAUCGCAGAUGGGGUGUACACAGGCUUCCUCAACGCCCUCAUCGGAUUCGCCUCCCAGCACGUCUACCACUGCGACCUGUGCACCCAGCGUGGCUUCAUCUGCCAGAUCUGCCACCACCACGACAUCAUCUUUCCCUUCGAGUUUGACACCACGGUCAGGUAUGCGGGACACACGGCCAGCUGCCCACCCCUGCCCACAGCCAGCCCUGGCAUUCCAGCGGGGCAGGAACACAGAACAUGGAGCCGCAGGCUGGGGAGGUCGUCUAGAGCAGCUGAUGCCCAGGCCAGUCACGGCCAACUUUGGGCCAGCUUGGGGGACGAAAGAGCCUUCCGAGGACCCCUCCCUAGACCAAGGAAACUAUCUGUCUCCCUCGAGAAGAGGUAGCUUGCUGAGUCUUUGAGUGGGGGCCUCAGUUUUGUCAUCUACAAAUGGGUUGAGAAGGGACUGAAUGAGCCACUGCCCCAGAGGGUGGGCACAGGCCACACAAAGUGGGCACCCAGGAGGGGCCCCCACCUGGUUCCCUCCUGCAGUGAUGGUGGUUCUUAUCCGAUUAGCACUCAUUAUCAGGAGCCCCUAAAUGGAAAAAUUCAGCCGCCAAACCUCCAUUCCAGCCCAGGUGGGAGUGGAAAACUGAGCAGGCGGGAGCAUUCGUUCGUUUUCAGUAGGUGUCUCAUGGCCUAGAUUCAGCCCCUGGGCUCCGCUUUUCAAACGGCGGGGUGAUGUUCUCAGCACAGGCAAGGAUCAUGUCACGAGUCCCCAGCAGCAUCGGUAGGAAGUGCAGCAGAAGGGAGCGUGCCUGUGGCGGGGCGCAGGGUCGGCGCCCCAAGGUUUUGUUCAGAGGUGGGGAGGCAGCACACGGGCCUUGGGUUGUGGGUGGCACUGCCCCUCCCCCCCGGCUCCCGUCAGAACACUGGCUACUGUCCCCCAGGUGCAGUGAGUGCAAGACCGUCUUCCACCAGAGCUGCGAGGCCGUGGUGAGGAAGGGCUGCCCGCGCUGUGCCCGCAGGCGCAAGUACCAGGAGCAGAACGCACUCACCUAAGCCAGCGUGCUGUCUCCAUCCGGGUCCACCGGGCGGGGACACCCCGCUCAGCUUGGCCCUCCCAGCUGGGUUUGGCAUCAGCCUGGAUCCCCUCAAGGUGUCAUGGCUGUCUCCCCUGUCAGGAAGACUCAGAUGUGACCAGAGCACGAGCCUACCCGAUGAGGCCCUCGAUGAUGUCCCCCAGUCCCUCUCCCGCCCGUCUGCUCCAAGAGGUGGGGACACCAUCAGGGGAAGCGGGAAAGGGAGCUUUGCACUAAUCAGGCCCCCAGCUCGCCUCACAGAUGCGACACCUCCCGGAGGGCUGUUCAAACACUGUGGACAUGAGACUUGGGCACAUUCUCGAUUCCACAUUCCUGAUUAAAAGGUCUAGUUUUUUAAGACAGGUUUUUUUUUUUCCCCUUCAUAUUUCAACAGAAAAUAUUUUUUUAUUCUUGACCCUACACAAGUCACCCAAGAAAUCCAGGCAUUCUCAUGUGGAGCAAACAUGUGGGACCAUUUGCCCCACGGGGAGGCCACCAGGGGGCCUGAGCCUGUCAGCCAGACCGGGCCCUCGCUGCCCACAGCUCAAGUACGUGCCAAACUGCCCGGGAGCUGGCGGGAUUGGUCCUGGUGACCGCCUUCUUCCUCUGCCUCGCCUCUCUUCACCCUGCCCUGUCCUCCUCCCCUGAAAACCCCAUCACCUUUUUCCGGGUCAGAGCCCCCUGGCUCCCCUAUAGCCUGGGAUCUCGGUCCCGGUGGGAGAAGGGAGUGACUCGGAACGAGCACUGUCAGCACUUUGCGCCUUCCUUGGUCCAGGCCAGGGUCAUCUUCCCUCCCCCUCAGCCCCUUGCCUACCGCCGACAUCCAGCCCGAUGGCUGCUAGAGACCUGCUGUCAGGGGGAACCCCCUCCCCCAGAGAGGGCAGUGACCCCGGGCCAGGGCCGGCCUCGGGCAUCAUAACUGCCAGGCUCCGCACUGUGCAGUGGUGACCCCCCCACCCUGUCCUUCCACGAAGAGUGCCAGGCCUGCUGCAGAGAUGGACGGGGACACAUGGGAGCGGCCCCCUUGUGGAAGGAGGCCCAGCCUCAGUUUACAAAGCCAUGGCUUCCCAAAGCCUCGCUGGACUGGCCCAGGAGGGGCGCUGCCAGUACUGGAAAAGGUCACAGGAGGGUGAUUGCCUUUUCAAGGGGUCUUGGGGUAGAGUGGGAGCCUUGAAUUGCUUUCAAAAUGACACUGAAACCCUGUGAUUCGGGGCGAUCUCUCUGCUGCCUUCUCCCAUCUCCUCUGGACCCACAGCCCCCCACCUCCCACCGGGGUGCUCUGGCCAUCCUGUCUGCCCUCGGCUUGGAUGGGGGCCUCCGGUGGAGGUUGCCCGUCACUUUUAAGAGAUGAAUCUACUCCCACCUCUCCCUUGGGGUGAUUCGGCUGCUGAGUCACCUGCCCAGCCCUGUGGAGCGGGGUAACUUGUGCAAUAGAACAGAGGAGGUGGUGGGCAGCAGGGGAGGGGAGGGCUGCCACACAGCUUCUCUGUCCCUGUCACGGAAGAUGGUGUACGCCGAUGCCCAGCGCACCAAAGCCUUCUAAAUGGGAAAGUGGGUCCUUAUCUCUGUCCCGCACCCCCACAGCCAGCAUUAAUGCUCCCCCGCAAACCCAGCCCGAGAAGAGCCACAGGUGCCCCAGUCCCCAGGUGGACAGAGGCUGGCCAGCGACAGACGGUGCGGCUGGGGGCCACCCUGGAGGGCUCACUGGGGUUGGGUGGACAGGCUGUCUCCUGUCCACAGCCACCUCCCGGGGACUAGUAGCAUUAGGACGGCCCCCCUGCCCAGGAAAAGCUGCUGAUGCUUCCAGAUAAGUUGGCUUUUACCCUCUCACCCUCCAUGGAAAGCUGACGUGAACCUCAUUGGUGCCCACACUAUUUUUAAAAUGCCAUUUUAUGCAAUAAACUGUUUCUAGUGAGGGGUGCUGGCCCUGAACAGUGCUUUGCAAUGUGUGGAAGGAGCUGCUGCAGUGUGAUUUUUGAAUGAUUUUGCAGUAAACCUGAUUUUUCUCA